CAGCUCCCCUAGCACCGGGACAAAGUCAUUCACAGCAACACACAGCAACCUCCGGUCCAUGUGACUCAGUUUCCGUUGGCUGCCUGCUUCUGUGAAUAGUAAGAGAGAGGUGUCAAUGCUUGGGUCGGAGGAUGGCACAUGAACUUCACACAUGAGAACACACACGACGACGGCGGCGGCGGAGAGCAAGCCAGGCGGUGACAUGGUCGUGGGAGCAGGCGUCAGUGGCUUGGGGAAUCCACACCUAACCGCCGCUCGGGGAUGUUAAAAUGUCAGUUCACAGCGCUUCACUGAGCGGCGUGCUGUUGCUACUAUCCCUGUGGACCGUCCCAACACCAACCUCAGGUCAUCCACAGCAGCGCCCGUGCCGGCUGACACAAAGAUCAGCUCUCUGCAACAAUAGCAACCUCACGUCUAUCCCUGCGGGACUACCAGGCAGCACUGAGGAGCUCCAGCUCAAUGCUAACCUCAUUAAGACACUACAGGACGGCUGCCUCCGAUACCCCUCACUCACCACCCUCACUUUAGCCUGCAAUCAUCUGGAGAAAGUCGAGUCCAACGUCUUUCAUCACUCCAAAUUGUUAAUGAAUCUGAAUUUUGCCAAUAAUAAUCUCUAUGUUAGCUACCAAGAAACCGGCAAUGCUCUAAAGACGCUACCCAAACUCAGAUUUUUAGAUCUUUCAGAGAAUAUGCUGGAUGAAGUAACGGCUGCCAUCGUCCUUCAAAAUCUAACAACCCUAGAGUACCUAAAUCUCUCCGGAAACCUCUUGCGACGCAUAGACGAAAGCUCAUUCGGGGAUCUGCACCUGCUCAAAGAGCUGGACCUGCAGAGGAACCUCCUGUUUGAGAUCGACAACGCCUUUGAAAGCACUCCUAAACUACAGCGCCUCAACUUGGCGCUCAAUUAUCUGCCUUGCUUGACUGACUUCCACAUGACUCAGCUGGUGGUCCUCAACGCCAGCCACAACUUCCUGGAGUGGUUCAUCUCCCGGGAGGACGUCAACGACACCUUCCAAAUAGAGACGCUUGAUCUGUCGGACAACAAACUGUUGUUCUUCCCGUUCUUACCCAGCACCAGCCGCUUACGGAAUCUUUACCUGUCCUACAACAGUGUGAGUUUCUACGAGCGCCUGGAGGACAACGUCACCUUUCCCGCAACAGUCGACUUCUACAACCUGAGGAGAAACACUACAAAUGUAACGGCCAAGCUGUGGGACGACAACCUUCACGGUGACGUCUCCUCGCUUGAGACGUUGGACCUGCGAGGAAAUCAGCUCCGGUAUUUCCCGUCGGGAUUCAUCCGGAAAAUGCCGUCGCUGUCUCGGCUCCGGCUGUGCACCAACUGUCUAGAAAGCUUGAAUCUGACUCUGGAGCAGUUCUCUGGCAGCUUGUACGAGUUGGAUGUUAGCAACAACAGGCUGAAGGAGAUUGUAGCAGAUGACGCUACACUGGGAACGCUUGGCAAGCUGGCAUACCUCAACCUCAGCCUCAAUGAUCUUGGCUGUUUAUCUUCCGGACUAUUAUUAGCAUUGCCAAGCCUUCGAUCUGUGGACCUGAGUUACAACGACUUAGGCGUCUGUCUUCCCGAGGAAGCCGAGGCCAGCACAGACUCCGGAAUGGACUGGAAAACCACCAGGUCCCUAAGGCAGCUUUAUCUCAAGGGAUGCAACCUUGGAAUGAUUCCACCGACUGCAUUCUCUGACCUGCCUCUCACACAUUUAGACCUAUCUGACAAUCCGAGGCUAAGUGGCCAACGAUCAAUACAAAGUCUGAGCAGCACAUUACAGCACUUAGGUUUGGGAAACACACACAUCGGGGACUUCGACUUCUCCGAUUUUCAUCAUCUGGAGUCUCUGAAUAUUUCACGCAAUUCUCUCACGCGUCUUCCAGCAUCGGUCUUAAAUCUGGAGCUAAAACUGCUUGAUUUGAGGGACAACGAACUGACCACUAUUCCCUCAACUCAGGCCAACACAUUAGCUAUAAAACUUCACACGGUUUUCCUCACAGGAAAUCCAUUCAACUGCUGCCAGACAGAAUGGUUUCGGACAUUCGAAACAGCAAAGACGAUCCGUGUGGUCGGACAGUCGGACAUGGAGUGUACAGAUCUCUUCCAAACACGCAGCAUCCUCCAUUCCAGGUUGUUUGUCUGUCAAGAGGAAAAAGGGGAAUCGAUAUUUUGGUACAUUGUCCUUUUUGCUUCCAUUUGUGUUUCUUUGGUGGGCAUUUUAGUGAUUGUCUACCUUACACUGAAGCCCAAAGUGAUACACACGUCCAUCAAAAAGAAAUGUUUCAAGCCUACAUCCUAUUGAUGUGCUAAAGCAGGUGUGUCCAAAGCUAAAUUAUUGCUAAAUUAAUUAAUCAAGAUGGCGCCAUAUUGUAUGCUAACCAAGGUAAACUGGAAAACAGGCUAACCAAGGUUCUACUGUAGUAAUAAAAGAACAUGGAUUUCUGUUUGGACGCCUCUACAAGAUAUACAUACAUAAAACUGUUCUAUUUUGGACACUGAAAAAUCAAACUGUGAAUGUCAAGAAUAAACUUUUUCUUAAACGGUCUUUGUUGUGAAUGCGCAGUCAAACAAACUUAUUGAUCAUCCAGAAAAUCAUAAAAAAUGUUCAAAUCUGACUAAUUUCCCAAGAUGACAUUUGAGAUAUGUGGAAAUGGUUUGCACUGUUGUAGCACCAAGCAACCUAGUAGUGUAAAGUCAUAUACAUAGUCCUCAUUUGCAACUCUCCAUUCACACUAAUGUCAUGUACUAUCACAGCGGAAUGCGUGCGGUUCAAACCAAGACCAUCUUGGUGCGGCCAUGUAAAAAUUGUGGCUGUGUUCACGUGUGCGGUUGUGUGCGCCUUCUUGAGUGAACACAUGCAGAAGUAAAAGAGAUGCUAGGUCUUGCGAAAAGCAGCAGAGGAAACGAGAAAUUUCCUGUUUUGUUCAAAUGUGCAGCAACUGCCCAGUUCCGUAUCUCAAAAGGGGAGCGCUUCCUUCCUACUGGAUGGAGGACAAAUGGAGCGCGGAUGCGUCACUCCGACGGGUCGUUGCACUUUUGUGGAGGCUUAUUGUCGUGCUUGCGUGUGUAUUAUUAAUGAGUGAAGUCACUGACAAGCGGGAAGGCUGAUAAGAUUUGUUGCUGCAGCAGUGAAAGAAACCUAACCAGACGGUAACCAACAUACCGCUGUGGUGGUGCUUACGGUCAUGGCGGUUGGAAACAGAAACCGGAGAGAAGACUCAUUAUAUAGCAAAAAAAAAAAAUUCACAUUUACAUCUGUUUGAUUGCGCAGUCUUAAGAUCCUGUAGGCCUAUUCAGUAUUUAUCUUGAUCUUGAUUGGUCAAUAACAAACGCAUGCUUAUUUUCUUGACACGCUACUGAAUUAGUCAUCUGAUGUUUCAAUAAACCAAAAACACUUGUCACGUUGAUCUCCCAUAUCGUGAUUUUGUUUGGAAAUAGGAACUUCCUGAUGUCACGUUGCCGACUCUAGGUAGGAUUGUGUAAACCAUGACAUGUAUCUAGACCAUCUUUUAUCCCUUUCGGUUUGGAGAUGAAUAUAAAGUGCCUUCAACACCGCAGAGUUCACUAAGAGACAAUUUUAAGAAUUGACCUCAGCAGGUCAAAUGCAAGUUCGGUGAAAGGUUGUUAUGUCAGGUGCUGGAAAGUUAAGACGCAAGCUGACAUGUCAACCGAGCUUCAUUGGAAGCCAACGUGCAGUUUGCAAAGCUCCACUUCCUCUUCACUCUUCCUUCUAAACAUGACCGGUGACAACCGGAGAGGCGU
This is a messenger RNA of Doryrhamphus excisus (bluestripe pipefish), 3769 nucleotides long. RefSeq names its product negative regulator of reactive oxygen species (gene nrros). Lineage: Eukaryota; Metazoa; Chordata; Actinopteri; Syngnathiformes; Syngnathidae. The record is from RefSeq and is a predicted model, not a curated record. Gene Ontology annotation, cellular component: plasma membrane. Gene Ontology annotation, molecular function: protein binding.